Gadus chalcogrammus (walleye pollock) is the source of this 9439-nucleotide messenger RNA. Its product is annotated as histone-lysine N-methyltransferase ASH1L-like. Lineage: Eukaryota; Metazoa; Chordata; Actinopteri; Gadiformes; Gadidae. The transcript has 15 exons. The record is from RefSeq and is a predicted model, not a curated record. Bases 573 to 6743 code for a protein of 2056 amino acids. Gene Ontology annotation, molecular function: DNA binding.
UCUCCGGUGCACACAUGCGUGUGAAAAUUAUCAAGUUAUAAUUCGGGUUGCCACGAUCUAACUUUCCCCGAGAGGAGGGUUGGUAACACACCACUGCUGCACCACCGCCACCUAGCUGCAGAGACGCGCCUCCGGAGAGACCUCUCCGCCGCUGUGUGAUUAUGAAAACACCCGCGCGAAUGUUGUGGCACAGUAGACACUGAGACGAGAGCUGAUGAGAUUGAAAGUCGCUAAGGAGGCGUAGCGGUCAUAGUUAUAUAAUCAAAGCAACACCUAUUGCACCACGAUCGUUGAAUUAUCGGUGGUAGGGCGCAGCGGGGAACCAGCAGCGCGCCGAGCCCCGGACUGAACGCGGUUAGUUGUGGGACGCGCUCUCGGAUCAGUGAUGGGCUGCUCCGGUGCGGUACCACCCCCUGAUGUACUCUUAUCUACAGUAUCUUCACCCCUCAGCAGCCUACGCAGCUGGUACACCAUCCCAACCACCUCAGCCGUAUUUUGAGUCUUAAGUGCUGCAUUGAAGCCGUUACACUGGGAACCCCACCGCACCCGGCCCCUCCCCCCUGACUUCUCUGAUGGACCAGAGAGCGAAGGGGGGGACCCCUCCGACGGCCAGCACCGCCAAACCCUCCACACCCCCCGCGCCCCGCGGCCCCUCCAGCGAGGAGCCCCGGAGGGAUCGGGCAAGGGACAAGAAGAGGAGCAGAGACAAGGAGGUGGUGGAGAAUGGGGAGGAGGAGGGUAAAGAGAUGGAGGAUGAGAGGCGAGGAGCUGGGAGAGGUGGUCCGGGAGGGGACAAGGGGACGGUGCUGGAGCUGCUGAUCGAGGGCCGCUGCGGAGACGCAGGCCCGCGGCCCCUCCUCUACCCGGGCCCCGCCGACGGCCCAGAGGGAAACGUGCGGUUGCGCAUCGGACUCCAAGCCAAGAGGACCAAGAAGCCCCCCAAGAUGCUGGAAAGCUACGUCUGCAAGCCCACCUUCAGGACCUACCAGAGGCAGGGCCGGGCCGAGGCGGCGCGGGCCGGGGCCGGGGGCGGGGAGGGAGAGGUGGGUCAGCAGGGCGUCACGAGCCCCGCGCUGGGGGAGGCCGCCAGGGAGCAGGGCUCCGCGCUGGACGCUGUCCAGCCCCACACCAAACAAACUGCAUCAGCUGCACCCUCUCCACCUUCAUCAUCCUCGCGGUCGCAGCGACCACCAUUAUCGGCCACUGCUCCGCCUGUCUCGGCUCCUGCCAGCCCGGGGGCCCGCACCGGCCGUGAGGUUUCUAUCAAACCAUCCGCGAAGACAGAGGCAAAUGCGAACAGCUCCCCUGGAAAGCCACUGAGAGAUAAGCCUCCCAGUAUCAGUGCUCAGUCUGGAGGCACUGCAGGACACAAAAUGUGCUCUUUGAAAACAGACCAGUCGAUUUCCCCCACCACCCACUCCCUCACCGCCCUGUCCACCCCGGCCACCUCCGCAGGGGAACCCAGAAACGAGGGAGAGACCCACAGCAAGCAUGACGGUUUGGAGAGGCUGAAGAGAGUGGCCAAUGGGAAAGGCAAGCUGGAAGGUUGCGUUAAUGCCCGGACCUCAAAGGUCAAAUUUGGAAGCAUCAGCAGAUUGUCAACUUCUACCAAUGAUACAGAGCCCGCAGCGAGACCGCCGGCCGUCUCCCGCAGCUCACACAAAGAGCCCUGCCGCUUCCAGAAGAACAGGGCGGAUGCUGUCUGCCCGCCUUCGGUCGACCCUAAACCACGGUCCACCGCCUCCCCACCCACACAGCUCUUCUCUUGCAGCUCCGACGCAACCCAGGGGCCUCCUCUUCUAGAUAAGAGGAAGGAGAAGAAAGCCAGGAGAGGGAACAGGAAGGAGAAGAAAAAGAGAGACAGAGGUCAGGCAGAUGGAGCCAAGAGUGAAGGAGGGAGGUGGGAGGAGGGCAAGAAGAAGAAAAGGCAGAAGGUGAAGGACAGGAAGUCGAGACACGGGAAGGGGAAGGAGGAACAGGGAAGGAACCAAGGUACAAAGAGAGAGGGAGCAGAAAACACAGAAAGAGGGAAGAUUGAGCGAAAGAGGGAUAAACUUAGCCCGGAAAGCCAUAGGGGAAAAGACAAGAGGGAUGAGCCAUGUGAAAUAGAUGAUGUUGCUAAGCAAGAUAGGGUCCGUAAAUUAGCCAUCCCAGGUGAGAGGGAGAAGGUAGAGGAAACGACCAACAAGACAGUGAGAGAAGCAGAGUCAGCUGCUGUGGAUGACAACACUAAAUCUAAAGAACAGUACGUCCCCUUGAGACAUCAUACUGUAUCUCCUAGCCACCACUCUCCUCCUCUCGCUCCUGCUCUCUCUCAUUCUCCUCCUGCUGCCUGCUCACUCACGUCAGCCUCCACCGCUCCCCAGGAGCAGGACAGCCGACCGCUGAAGAAGCGUAAAGCCAGGCGCCCCAGUUGGACCAAGCUAGUGCACAGGGUUCAGAGAGCAGAGAACCAGGAACCCCCCGUGGAUUCCUCCAACAACCCCUAUUUAAGCUUGCCAGAGAAGAUCAAGAGCUGCCCGUCUACAAUGUCCCCAGACCGAGCUACGGAUCUGGCCCACCUGACCUCCUCCUCUUCCUCCUCCGUCUCCCUUCCAACAUCAUCUCCUCAGCGCGCGACAUGCAGACCUUCCUCGCCUGCACAUAGUGGGAGUCAGCUCCACUCUCCGGGUUAUGCCAUGACCCCCGCGCGGAAGAGAGGCCGGCCCAGGUCUCACACUGAGCUCACGCCGAGAUCCUCCCCAAAAGCAGCUACCGAAGACGCUCCUCGUCCGGGCUGUGAAGGAGCACCCAAAGCCCCUUCGCCGGUAACCUUCCCCUCUCACCGAGGUGUGGCCCCGCCUCACGCCACGCCCAGGAAGAGAGGGCGCCCUCCGAAGCGACCCCUGCCCGAAGACCCCUACGGAGAGCUACCCAGCUCCUCGGAGGGCAAGGGGAGGUACAAGGCCUUCACCGCCGAGCGAGGCAUCAGACAGCUGAAGAUACGCAAGCUCAUCAGUGAGAUAAAGAAGAAGAGGAAAAGGCUCUACCCAGGGAUGCGCUCCGAGUACGGGCGGAGGCGAGGGGCGAGGGGGGAGGUGGAGUGCGAGGGUGCUGCGGUGGCGUGUCGGCCACAGGAAGCCACGGGGAACACGCUCUCAGCCCUAUCCCCUCUGGGGGAGAAGUGGGGCGCCCAGAUCAAUGUCAGUAAGAGGGGGACCAUCUACAUGGGCAAGAGGAGAGGACGCAAGCCUAAAGCUCCAGCAGGGACCCUCCCCUCACCCUUUAAUGCCCAGAGGUCCCCCCAGCCGCCUCUGUUCACCGGCCUCUCGGAGAGCUCUCUCUUCACCUCCCACCAGCUCCAGCCCCCGGCCACGCACCCCUUCCCCUCCCCCUCCCUCACCCACUCCAGCGGGGCGCAGAGCCCCUACAGCGAGGGCAGCUUCACGGACCCCGCGUCCUCCUCCCUGGUGUUCCCACACCCCUUCUCCCUCCCCUCCCCUGCCUCCUCCUGCACCUCCCCGCACCCCCCUCCUCCCACCUCCUCCCUCUCCCCCUUUGUGAAGAGGAGCUGUCCUUGUCAGGGGAGGCUGCACUUCCCCUUCCACCAGUCGUCCUGUAAGCUCUCGGCGCUCGCCCCAACCCUGCACCACUCACCCGCCUCCCCCGCUCACCUGAAGGAGGCCAUUCCCUCCCCGAGGAGCGAGUCGCACAGCGAGGAGACGCUGCCUAGCGACAGCGGCAUCGGCACGGACAACAACAGUGUGUCUGAGCGGGGAGGGGAGAUGAGGGGGGGCCGCGGCGUGUUCCGGACGGGCCUGAUCCUGGGGGCACAGAGGUACCCCUCCGCCUUGGCCAAACACCCAUCUCCGGUCGCUCCUCACCUGGUUUCCAUCCACAGACACACCCAUCCCAUGGCCAGCCCCGGGGCCGCGGAGAGGCAGAGAGAGCGGCAUCGACACAGGAGGAGGGACUUUGACUGCGUGUCCCCCUGCAGCUGCAUGUGUUCCUGCCCCUGCCAGGGCGCCAACAAGUGCUCUCAUGUGGACAGCUACCCUUGCCUCGGUCACAACGCCGUGAAGAAACAGAAGAGUAAACACAAGAAGAAGCACCUUCAGCUGCACAUGCACAACCCCGAGUUCCUGGCCGAGCUGGAGGAUGUGAUUGGCCAGUUGGGGGAGGUCCACAUCGGACGGCGCGGCUGGGUGCGGGCGGGGCUGGGGCCGGGCGCGGACGGAGGCGUGAAGGUCGAUGGGGGCAGGCGCCAUCACCCCUCGUCCUCGCACCCCCUGCGCUCCAACAUCUUCCGGAUCAAUCUGAACGGCUUCUACUCCCCCCACCCGUCUGCUUAUUCGGCAAAUCCCCCGUACAGCCCCCAGCCCUUCUACCCGUGCCAGCCCCUGCACUGUGGCCGGAAGCCAGACCGCAGACAGUGUGGCUGCCCUUCAAAGUUCCAAGAGCCCAUCGACGACAUGGGGUUCUACAGGGGGUACCCCCCCACCGUGCCCAUCUAUCCCCACCUCCACAGCUCCUACCCUCUGCCCCCGCCCCACCAGUACGUCUCCCACCAGCCCCACCACCCGCACUUCCUCCUCAACCCCGCCCGCUUCCACCGGAGAAUGGGCCGGGCGCUGAGGGACGGGGGGCUGGGGGUGGAGGGCGAGGGGGACCCGGGGAGGCUCGGCGGCGGCGGCGGAGGGGGAGGGCCGCGCGCCGGCGCAGGGUUCACCUCCGCCCUCGGCUGUGGCUGUUCCAGGUCUGAACGCAAACACAAACGCAAACACCGCCACCAGCACUGCGACCUCAGCGAGGAGGAGGAGGAAGCGGAGGAGGAGGAGGAGGAGGAGGAGAAGGGGGGGGUGCGGGGAGCCCCAGGGCGGACAGGUCACAAGCCCCCGCCGCGGGGGUACGUCUCGCUGCCGGCCGACGGGGGUAGGAAAGCCGCCAGGGACUCGCCGUGGCUGUGCAAGACCGUCAGGGAGUCCUCCUCCUUCGCUGCGCCCAGCGCGUCUUCCCUUCCGAGGUUAUCGUCAGAUCGAUUCAAGCCAACCCCGCUCAGCUCCCUGGGGCUGGGCUCCUCUCACCUCUCCUCAUUCGGGGGGAGCUGGGGGGGUCUGGGACAGCCGUGGAUGAAGAGCGGGCUGUUGGGGCGUCCGGGAUUCAGCCUGUCCAGCCCCAGCUGGAGCACCGCAGCCAGCAGUAAACACGCUGAGAGGUCAGAGGGGUCGGACCCGGAGGAGGACGAGGAUGAAGAUGAAUUCCAAGACUUGCAUCUGUAUGCCGCUCCCCAGUCCCCAACACACAUCAACCUGUUCACCUCUGCUGCCAUGGAAACGGGGCGGAAGGGCCUAAGAAUAGGCAAAGAAGGUCUGGGUGUUGGAGAGAUGUCAUGGAGGAGGGGGGAUCUGGCCUGGAGAGAAAGACGAGGAACAGGUUCACAAGGUGACCUGAGACGUCGGGGCCAGCAGAAAGGUGUGCCAGCAGCAGCCUCAGCAGCAACAGACGGCACCGAGGUCAGGAAGAGAGGGCCCGGGCGACCCAGGAAGUACCCCCUGCCCGCUCCUGUACCGACCUCCACGUUGUCGUCCUCGUCACCGCCACCGCCACCGCCACCCCCACCCCCACCCCCACCACCCAUCUGCUGCUCUACCUCCUUCUCCUCCUCCUCCUCCUCCACGUCUCCCUCUACCGCCCCCCCGCAGUCCCCAGAGCAGCCAGCGGCGAGGAGCCGGGUGGAGGUCGUUGGGGAGAGGCUGGCAGAGCGCCCCGCGGCUCCCAAGGGGGACGGCGAGUUAGGCGCGGGCGCCAAGCGGAAGCGGGGACGCAAGAGGAAGAACGCCGACUCCCCCUGUCGUCAGAGUCUCAGCGACGAUAAGCCCGAAAGCGACGAUCCAGCACAAUAUUUAGACCAGUCAGAGACAGAGCAGCUGUCGCCCACCACAGCCAUCCAAUGGGAGAGGAGAGCGAAGACCUACCCCAGCAAGAGGUUCUUAAGUUCCGGCCUUUACUCGGACGAUUACAAAACCACAGACUCCUCCACCGAAUCCAACCCAACCAGCACUGCGAGUUUGGAGUGUACCGCGGGAGAGCGCGAGCACAGCCUCCUACCGGCUCCACUUCAUGUCGGCAAGUACCUGAGGCUGAAGCGGAUCGAUUUCCAGCUGCCCUAUGAUGUACUGUGGCUCUGGAGACACAACCAGCUGAACCAGCCGCCCGCGGUGCCGCUGAAGAGGAAGAGGCUCUGCUGCCGGCCGAAGGGGAGAACAAGAGCGUCUCUCCAUGAAGCCGAGGAUGGCUCUGGGGACCUGGUCGGCCUCUUCCCUCAUCUGGAGAUGGAGCCCAUGACCAGCACUGAGAGGAGCUUCGUGGUGAGGCAGCGCGUUUUCCUGGUGAGGAACUGGGAGCUGGUGCGGGACAAGCAGAUCCACCUGAGGAUGGAGCGGGAGCGGCGAAGGCAGCGGGCGGAGAGCGACGCCGUGCACCGCCCCGCCAGCAACGGGGACCGCAGCAACAUCCAGUCAGAUGAGCCGCUCGGGUCGGCCGUCAUCAGCAGAGACCCCCACAGCGGGACGCCAGACACCUCCGUCUCUCUCACUGCCUACCCUCAUCGAACCAAAGCCCAGAAUAGAAGAGAGGAAACGGGAGAGAAAGACGAAUCCCAGGAAGAAGAAGAAGGAGAAGAAGACAAAGACGACCAAGUUUGCCGCAAAGAAUUGCGGAGGAAACGACUGAACGACUUACUCCUUGCACUGCAACAUUCAUAAGCUUAGAGCCAGAGGUGGGAUCGCUCUGGGGGGAUUUGGAGCCGGCCCUCGGGGAUAGAUCGGACAGAGAGGAACUCUAAACACCAGCGUUGCAAUCCCGCCUUAAGGACUAAUUAUUGCAAAAUGAAAGAGAGAGAACCGAUGCAUAUGAUGGUGAGGAAAUCUAUACGCAGAACACAGCCCAACAGUUUGAGUGUGGUGAACCCGGUGCUCUAAAGGGCAUCAUACCAACAUUGAAACCAUGGCAACGCAUUCUUAGUCCAAGAGGCGAAGGACGUGCGAAGCGGAGAGAGAGCGAGACAGCGAAAGAGAGAGUUGACAGAAAAUUGACCAGCUGAGAUGAAUUUGCACUAGUGCUGGAUAGAUGAAGCACACUAUAGACUGCAUGCUAAGUGGACACACUAUUAACACACACACACACACACACACACACACACACACACACACACACACACACACACACACACACACACACACACACACACACACACACACACACACACACACACACACACACACGUACACACACAUUUGAACAGCCCAUACUUUGGCACCUUAAUCAAAGUCGUGGAGACAUUGGUCAGUCGUCUGAAUGCCAUGCUUCAGUUCAGGAUAAAGAGAGUAUUCUCCCUAGCGGUUCAGACUAGUUUCCUCCGUGUUCUGUGCUUAAUGUCUUUGGCCCAGAUCACUGCGCAGGUGAGGGUAAGCAGAGACGAGAGAAGGGAGACAUUUUUAACUAUUUAGACAGUGCUUUGGUCCUCCUCAGUGCCCCACCCCCACCCUACCAGGUCUGUUAUCCGUUACAAAGGGGUGGGAGUGGGGGGGCUCGUACGGGAAGGAAUUUUGGCAAUGCUGCAAUAGAGUUUGUAACGAGGUUCUCAGAGGUUAUAUUUUAAAAAAUAGCAAAUGUCUAGUAAGGAAAUGUACUCUGCAUAUUAAUGGUUAGAAAGUGCUUGUUGUUGACUAUACUUAGUAUUGUUCUAGUGGGGGGAGGGGGUGUAAUGUGUUUCUGUUUACUUCGGACUGCCUUGGAGAAUGUUUUGCUCUUUGCUCUACACGGACCACAGACAAUCAAAAUGUUUUAAAGGGAAAGAAAAAAAUAAAUAGAGGAAUGUACCCAGAAUGCUCUGUAAGUGCCAUGUUGUACGAUUAAUAUCUACGCAAAUUGAUGCAGUGUUUAAAAGCAAUAUUCCCUGUGGUAACUAUUGACUAUGUAACACCUUUGUUUUGUAUUUUACUUUUUUUUAUAUUUUAUUAUUUUGCAAAUGCAAGGUCAGUUUUCUGUACAGAUAGUUUGCCAAUGUUAUCAUAGAAAAAAAAAGGAAGAUACACCUAGUAUAGAUAUAUAUCUAAGUGUCUUAUUACAAGUAAAUGUUUUACAAUACAUAUAGUUUACUACCUACCUAUCCACAGUGGUAUGUACGAUUAGUAUUAUGAAUUAUAUAUUAGUACUCUCCGGAUUAGUUGUUACUAAACAGAACUUUUGUUUGACUUAAGACGUUUUUAAAAAUGACUGACUGAUAUAGUAUCAGACAUUUCUCUUUUAAAUUGACAAUGAUUGUAUAUGAAUCUUUUUAUAGAAUACAUAAUUUGUUUCGUUAUUUUUAUUUCAGAUAAUUUUAUUUUUUGUGGGUCAGACAAUCAAUUGUUAAUGAAUUGGUUACCUUUUGUCAACGACAGUCUUUUAAGUCUACACUUAAUUAUACUGUGGCUUCCAAAUAACAAGCCAAGAAAGUGCAAUUUCUUUGACUGUUUACAUGUAUAUUUCCCAUUGUCCCUUUCUAACAAAAAGCACUACACUAUUGCCAGUGGAUGAUUAACUUUAUAGCAAAGGUACACACAAUACAGAGUUAUUUAUAUAGUUUGCAUGAAAUGUAGCCUUUGCCUCUUCCCUAUGAUAAUGUGCAUCUGAAAAACAAAAAGGAAAUUGUUGAUAUCAUCACUCAAUGCCAUUGAAUGUCUGUCUAACCUUUUUGCCUCUAUAUCCACAAUAAAAAAAAAACAUUCUACUUCGGCUCCUAAAUACGGGAAAACGUUUUUUUAAAAAAUCCGAAGCAUGGCCUCGGUGCGGUCGUGCCGCCAUGGAGACGGUGGACGUAUUUAUGAUUUCUCCAUGGAGGAAACUGCCGCAGUGAAGGAAAAUAAUUAGCUCACGCUAACAGUGCUAUCUAGUGGCGUGAGGCGAGAGCGCGUGAUCGCCUUGUUGUCCUCCAUAAUGACCCACAAUAGAGGUUAUCAAAAGAACACCAGUACAAGAUGUGUGGUGGGGGAGGGGCCGCUUCUCCCUGAUUGGCUGACGCCACUCUCCUCUCUGCAGUAUCCUCGGACACGCUGGGAGGCUCUGGCUGGACUUCAAACCAGACACAUUACACGUAUUUCGUUUUCAGAGGAGGACAUGGGACAUGUAGUGGAAUAAAACUCAAUGCAGUUGUUGUUUUUCACAGCUAUACCUUGACCUCUGCCAAGUCCGAGCUUGGCAGCUUCCUGUCCAUUCAAGCAGCCGUUAUUCAAAGUGCAUUCAUUCCAAUAGACCUGCUCAGCUUUUUCUACCUUAUUUCUUAUUACAAAAAAGACAAGUGAAUCUACGAAUGAGGACGCAGCUUAUCUAGUGCGCUGCCUGGACUGCAGAGCACUAAAGGAAAACUAAAAGGGAUUCCAGUGAGGUUGCUCAGGAUUAAACGAUAUGCUGAAUGACU